UCAGAGGCGGUGUCGUGGGGCAGUCGCAGCCCCAGAGAUGGCAGUGAGCGAGAGGAGGGGGCUCGGCGGCGGGAGCCCCGCGCAGUGCGGAUGGGGCUGCUUGUCGCUGCUGGUGCUGAUGCUGGGCGGCUGCUCAGGCCGAAUUCACCGGCUGGCGCUCACAGGGGAGAAGCGAGCUGACAUCCAACUGAACAGCUUCGGAUUCUACACCAAUGGGUCCCUGGAAGUGGAGCUGAGCCUACUUCGCCUUGGCUUCCAAGAGGCAGAAGAGAAGCCAAGGGUGGGGUUCAGCUUGAGUCGGGUUCGAUCUGGCAGCAUUCACUCCUACUCGAGCCGGAACUCCCACGGAUGCCCUCUGGAGAGAAACAGCAGCAACUUCCUGGUCCUUUUCCUCAUUGAUAUCAAAGACCUGCAGGUCCAAGUGCGAAAAUAUGGGGAGCAGAGGAAGUUGUUCAUCUCCCCUGGCCUCCUCCCUGAUGCCCCAGCACCAUCAGGCAUCCCGAAGCCAGAGCCGGCAGGCACCCCUAAGGAGAACAGUGAGACCCCUGCAGUCAAGGAGGAUCAGGCAAAGCCUGGAGCACCCCCAGUUUCAGGAGAGAACACUAUCCUGGGGGUUCACGGACACUCGACAGAGGGCCAGCCGCAGAGGCAGCUGCCCACACGGGACCCCGGCGGGAAGGAGGAGGAACUGGUGUUGGGCCUGGGCCACCUCAACGACUCAUAUAACUUCAGUUUCCACGUGGUGAUCGGCUCCAGGGCAGAGGAAGGCCAGUACAGCCUCAACUUCCACAAUUGCCACAACUCCAUUCCCGGCCAUGAGCAGCCCUUUGACCUCACUGUGAUGAUCCGAGAGAAGAAUCCAGAAGGCUUCCUGUCAGCCGCAGAAAUCCCCCUCUUUAAGCUCUACCUGACCAUGUCUGCCUGCUUCCUGGCUGCAGGCAUCUUCUGGGUUUCCCUGCUCUGCAAGAAUACAUACAGUGUCUUUAAGAUCCACUGGCUCAUGGCAGCCCUGGCGUUCACCAAGAGUGUCUCCCUGCUUUUCCAUAGCAUCAACUACUACUUCAUCAACAGCCAAGGCCACCCCAUCGAAGGCCUCGCCGUCAUGCACUAUAUCACACACCUGUUGAAAGGUGCCCUUCUCUUCAUCACUAUCGCCUUGAUCGGCUCGGGCUGGGCCUUUGUGAAGUAUAUGCUGUCAGACAAGGAGAAGAAGAUUUUUGGAAUUGUGAUCCCCCUGCAGGUCCUGGCUAAUGUGGCAUACAUUGUCAUCGAGUCCCGUGAGGAGGGUGCCAGCGACUAUGGGCUCUGGAAGGAGAUCUUGUUCCUGGUGGAUCUCAUCUGCUGUGGUGCCAUCCUCUUCCCAGUGGUGUGGUCUAUCCGGCAUCUGCAGGACGCAUCUGGCACUGAUGGCAAGGUGGCGGUGAACCUGGCCAGGCUGAAGCUGUUCCGGCAUUACUACGUCAUGGUCAUCUGCUACAUCUACUUCACCCGAAUCAUUGCCAUCCUGCUGCGCGUGGCCGUGCCCUUCCAGUGGCAGUGGCUGUACCAGCUCUUGGUGGAGAGUUCCACGCUGGCCUUCUUCGUGCUCACCGGCUACAAGUUCCAGCCAGCUGGAGACAACCCUUACCUGCAGCUACCGCAGGAGGAUGAGGAAGAUGUGCAGAUGGAGCAAGUGAUGACGGACUCUGGGUUUCGGGAAGGCCUGUCCAAAGUCAACAAGACAGCCAGUGGCCGGGAGCUGUCCUGACUUCCGUGCGUCCAGCCAGCCACCCUCAGUCCUCCUGUACCCCGCACACUCAUCUCCAAGGCUGCAGGGAGCCCCAGUGGCCCACGCCAACAAGGCACCCAGGACGUGGGUCCCCAAGGAGCCUUUCAGAGAAAGACACCCUUCUCCCAGCGCUGCAGGCCUGUCCUCCUGGGGAGACCCCUCGGCCUUUCAGUACAAUAAGGACCAAUCUUUUCUUGCACUUCGUGAGUUUCUUGACAUUGAGGGGUUUGAGUGCCUAAGGCAAGCUGCAUUUAUGAUCUAGAACCCUGAAUUCUCAGUCCACAUGGUGGCACAUGUCUGUCAUCCUGUUGCUCUGGAGAUCCUCAUGAAGCCUUGGGCCGACCAGUAAACAAAAAUAAAGAGAAAGCAGAAUUCACAGUGA
Messenger RNA from Onychomys torridus (southern grasshopper mouse), 2150 nucleotides. RefSeq names its product G protein-coupled receptor 108 (gene Gpr108). The transcript is spliced from 17 exons. Gene Ontology annotation, biological process: transport. Lineage: Eukaryota; Metazoa; Chordata; Mammalia; Rodentia; Cricetidae. The record is from RefSeq and is a predicted model, not a curated record. Bases 38 to 1747 code for a protein of 569 amino acids. Gene Ontology annotation, cellular component: membrane; Golgi apparatus.